Molecule: messenger RNA, 2679 nt
Organism: Mustela lutreola (European mink)
Lineage: Eukaryota; Metazoa; Chordata; Mammalia; Carnivora; Mustelidae
Gene: ACSM3
Product: acyl-CoA synthetase medium chain family member 3
Exons: 14
Coding region: 195-1955 (586 amino acids)
Biological process (GO): acyl-CoA metabolic process; fatty acid biosynthetic process
Cellular component (GO): mitochondrial matrix
Molecular function (GO): fatty-acyl-CoA synthase activity; fatty acid ligase activity
Source: RefSeq, a predicted model, not a curated record
CCUACUGCCAGGACUAAUACAGAAGCGAGAGUUCAAGUUUCAGGCCUGCUCUCCCAGGACACUGGUCUGCCGUCACCUCCAGCUGUGUCGGAAUCUGUCACUUUAGACAGAGACAAAUGCAUGUUCAUUAGCUUGUCUUUUGGAUGAACCGGUUUCUGUGGAAAUCCUGAGCGCUAACACAUCCAGCAAGAUUGAUGCUAGCUCUUGUCACCAUGAAGACAUUACUUCGUGUCAAGUGUUUUCAGCGCCUCGCAAUCCCUGGUUCUGUGAGAGUACUACAUAAAGAUUAUAGAACAGUUUCACCUCAGAAUUUUUCCAAUUAUGAAUCUAUGAAACAGGAAUUCAGACUGGAGAUUCCAGAGUAUUUCAACUUUGCUAAAGAUGUCCUGGACGAAUGGACCAAUGUGGAAAAGGCUGGAAAGAGACCUUCCAAUCCAGCCUUCUGGUGGAUAAAUGGAAAUGGAGAAGAAGUGAGAUGGAGUUUUGAGGAACUGGGAUCUUUGUCUAGGAAAUUUGCCAAUAUACUUACAGAAGCCUGUUCCCUGCAAAGAGGAGACAGAGUAAUUGUGAUUCUUCCCAAGAUUCCAGAAUGGUGGCUUGCAAAUGUAGCCUGUCUGCGAACAGGGACAGUUUUAAUUCCAGGAACCACUCAGCUGACCCAGAAAGACAUUCUCUACAGACUGCAAUCUUCGAAAGCCAAGUGCAUUAUUACCAAUGAAGUUUUAGCCCCAGCAGUAGACGCUGUUGCAUCUAAAUGUGAAAAUCUGCACUCCAAGCUAAUUGUGUCUCAGAAACCCAAAGACGGGUGGGGGAACCUCAAGGAGAUGAUGAAACACGCCAGUGACAGCCACACCUGUGUGAAGACAAAACACGAUGAGAUGAUGUCCAUUUACUUUACCAGCGGAACAAGCGGAUCCCCUAAAAUGACUGGACACACUCACAGCAGUUUUGGUUUAGGAUUAUCUGUAAAUGGAAGGUUCUGGCUGGAUUUGACUCCUUCAGAUGUGAUGUGGAAUACCUCAGACACAGGCUGGGCAAAGUCGGCAUGGAGUAGUGUCUUUUCUCCAUGGAUCCAGGGAGCAUGUGUAUUUGCACAUUAUUUGCCACGUUUCGAGCCAACUUCCAUCUUGCAAACACUUUCCAAGUUUCCCAUCACAGUCUUCUGUUCAGCACCCACUGCAUACCGAAUGCUUAUACAGAAUGAUAUGACCAGCUAUAAAUUUAAAAGCUUAAAGCACUGUGUGAGUGCUGGUGAACCAAUCAAUCCUGAAGUGACUGAACAAUGGAGAAAAAGGACAGGUCUGGAUAUCUAUGAAGGAUACGGACAGACUGAAACGGUGCUAAUCUGCGGAAAUUUUAAGGGAAUGAAAAUUAAGCCUGGCUCAAUGGGAAAGCCGUCUCCUGCUUUUGAUGUUAAGAUUGUAGAUGUAAAUGGCAAUGUUCUACCUCCUGGACAAGAAGGAGAUAUUGGCAUUCAAGUUCUACCUAACCGACCCUUUGGCCUUUUUGCUCAUUAUAUAGAUAAUCCUACAAAAACAGCUUCAACACUACGAGGCAAUUUCUACAUCACUGGGGACAGGGGCUAUGUGGAUGAAGAUGGCUAUUUCUGGUUUGUUGCAAGAGCAGAUGAUAUCAUAUUGUCCUCUGGUUACAGAAUUGGACCAUUUGAGGUGGAAAGUGCCCUGGUUGAGCAUCCUGCAGUUGUAGAGGCUGCUGUUGUCAGCAGCCCAGACCCCACCAGGGGGGAGGUAGUAAAGGCUUUUAUUGUUUUGGCCCCUGAUUACAUGUCACAUGAUCAAGAAAAACUAAAAAAGGAGAUUCAGGAGCAUGUAAAAAAAACUACAGCACCUUACAAAUAUCCCAGAAAGGUAGAAUUUGUUCAAGAGCUGCCAAAGACUAUCAGCGGGAAGAUCAAAAGAAAUGAACUGAGGAAGAAAGAAUGGGAAACAAUUUAAAUCUGUUCUAUUAUUUAUCACAGUAUCUAUAAAACAAAGAUUCUGUCCAAACCACAAGAGUAUAGGGAGGUGAUGACAAAUGUGGUAAUAUAUUUAUAAGUUGUUGAUUUAAAAUAUCUUGUGGUUGGGACACCUGGCUGGCUCAAUCAGUCGAGAAUGCAACUCUUGAUAACAGGGUUCUGAUUUUGAGCCCCACACUGGGUGUGGAGUACUUAAAAAAAAAUCUUUUAAAAAAAUAAAAUAAAAUAUCUUGUGGGUAUAACAUCAGAGGCUGAAUUCUGAAAUAAAGUAUUUAGAACAUUUAUUUAGAAUAAAAUUCCUCUGCAUUAGUGUCAAUGUUCUUAUGAUUUUGGCAAUAUGAAAACAAUGCCAUCAAUUGCUGAGAAAAUUUUAAAGCAUAUAGUAUCUGAAUCAAAUUUCUGACCUGUUGGUUGAAUCAUUCAUCUGACUCGUUGAUAUACAAAUCAGAACAAAUCUUCAAGUUUUGAAAUAAAACUAAACAACUUAUUAUAAAAGUUUUUAGAAAAAUAAAAAUAUCAGUUAGAAGAUGAUCAUAAUUCUCAAAGUCUAAGUAUCUACUUGAAAACAGGUUAGGGAUUUUUAUUAGUCAUAUUUUUAUUCAAGUAACUUAAAAAUAGUUUAAACUCAUUUCAGGGUCUAACUAAAGAAGAACAUCAUACUACCGUUGCAUGUAUCUAAUCAAUAAAGUAUACAAAAUAUUUAA